UUAUUAAUAUUACCAAAACAUUCCUCAAAACCGUACUCGAGCAACAUUCACCCGCCUCAUUUCCUCUUCGAUAAAUAUUCUACACAUAAUAUCAUGCGUUUCCUAUUCAUCAAAUGUCUCGAUAAUUACGACUUAACAUAGAGUUAUAUUGUCGAAACAAAAACCGUGCGAUUUGCGUAGAAUUGUUUAAAAUAAAAGAAUCACGAUGCUAAACUGGGAGCGCGAAUUUGUCAUAUGAUUCAUCUCGAACUGGUUACUCAGAGUUGAUAAUGUUUGCGAUUUAAAUUGUAUCUCUGCGAGAAUGCAAUUUUACUGACUAUAUGAGUCAUUAAGCAGCAAAACAUAUGUUCCUCUUUCAUGAGGACACUGCAUAAGCGUGGAUCUUUAAAAUAGAUCGUACUUACAUAUGUACGUAUGCAAAUGGAGAGAUACUGAAAUAGAAAAAUUCGAUUUUCCUAGAGUGUGUUCGUCGCGUAUCGUUACCAAUCAUACUCUUUCAUUCACGUUCAGACGAAAGUGAGAGAGCGAGGGGGGAAGAAAGACAGAUACGGCUCGAGAAGCAACACGUAAGUUCUGUGUUUCGUUUUUCGUGAACGAAGGCCGGGUAUGUAGAUAUACAUAAAUGCAUGAUUUUCUGAAAAACCGGAAGCGCGUGGUUGCUACCGUAUCUUGCGGUUUACACUGGCUUCCCAUUUCUUUUACGUUCGUCUGUGUCGCAUGUCUCUUUGUGUGUGGACACUUCAUUCCAACACCGACGACCUUGUGGUAUGCGAACGCAGACACACGUGAGACACGAUGACAUCAUCAGAUGAAAGUGUACAUAACUGCACAAUGCAUCACUUUUCAUAGUUGGCGACGAACGGUGAUGAUUAGUCGGUGAGAACCGAUUCUCAUCGAUCAUGUGAAAAACCGUAUCUCUUACAACGAUACAGAAUGAUUCGAUAAGGAUAUAAUCCCUUUCUAAUCAAAGACACAAAUAAUCAAUGUAUUCCUCAUGUUCCUAAUCUAAUAGAAGAUGAACCUUUCGACUUUCGGUGGUAAGCAUCUUUAAAAAGUCACAUACGAUGUGAUUGUAUCAAGGACAAAUAUCGAAGUACUCAUAGUACUCGCAUUUUCUACUGUAAAAGAUUGAAUAGUAAAUCAAAUAAAUAAUUACACGAGGAUAGCUUCGUUGAAGAAUGCAUAUGUGACUCUCGAAACGCGCGAGUACUUAUCGCCGCUCUUAUCAACGAUUUUCAGUUGCCACUAAUUAGGGCAGCGCCGAAACUUGGCUCGUACGAUAUCAAUUAAUAUAAUUUGUUCGUCCGUUCGCCGUGAAAAGCGUAAUCAGUGCGUGUUCGAUUGCGUGCGCUCGUAUUGAAAAAAAUCGUGUAUCAACGAAAAGUUAUCGAGGACGCAAACGAGGAAAACGUCGAUUAGGCCUCAUGAGACCUAAUUCAAGGCUAUUAAAAAGUAGCGCGUACAAUAAAGCAGAAACUAGUUUAAAGUGUUAUUCUUUUUCGAUCUGCAAUAAAUUCUUUCGUCCAUAUUUAUGUGUAUUUCAAUUUAACUCUCCCUGUCUUUUAUAUACUACUCUUAUUAUACGUGUAUCAAUUAUAAUUUUUAUAGUAUUCGCUUGGGUUGUCGAUGACAGACGUAUCUAGAGACAAAGGAUUAUUAUGAAUGAAAAAAACGCGUGUGUUAUCGGCUAUAGUUCAUACGGUUCAUAUCCUCUCGUAAAGUACAAUGACCUUUACCAGCGGACAAUGACCUAACAAUUUCAAUAGCAUAAAAUAAACAGUGUCACGAUUAGAGUUUCGUCACCGUGCGUUCCUUGCCGUAACUACACUUUCAAUGCAACCGCUUGAUUGAUAAAGAAGACCGUAUUAUUAUCGAUGAAAAACCGUAACCUCUAAACAAUAUCGAAGUAAAACAAAGGAUAGACAAAGCUGUUCGACUGCUCACUUUUAUACAGAUUCAAAUUUUCACAGGCUUCACAGAUCACAGAAUUAGAAAUGGAUUCAUCUAACUCGUCACCAAUGGACGUUAUCGCAACUGCACCGGCGCCGGGUGCAUUCUCUCGUCCAGAACCUGGAAACGUGCUACCCGGGACCUCAGAACCCGGACCUGAAUUGUCGCAAGGUGGUUGGUCACCGUUGAGUACGAUCUGUCCACCCGGCUUGGAAUUCCUUAUACCCCUUGAUCAACUGCGCGUUCGAAGGAAAUUAGGAAUCCUCGACCCAGGAUACGUGUAUAAGGUAAUGAAUAAUAGAAAUGAGAAGUUACUUCGUGUCUGGGAAGAAUCGAAAAUGUUCGCGCGUUCCGUUUAUGGGAAUUAUCGAAAUUGUGAUAUCUACGCGGAGAACGUUAUCAACGGUACUCGAAGAGAAGUUCUACGUAUGGUCCGAGACUGGAGAUGGAAAUGUAAUUGGUGCUUGUGCUGUUCGCAGGAUUUAGAUAUUUAUUCCGGAGACACGUUGCUCGGUUCUGUGAGACAGAACGCUGUCUACUUUCGAGGAUCGUUUUCUAUUUGCGACGCAUCUGGGGAAACUGUUUUACUCGUAGAGCUACCUUACUUUGAAUGCGGGAGGAUCAAGAUAAAGUCUGCAGAUGGUGUGCACACGCUCGGAGCAAUCAGGCACGCAUGGAACGGCGCGUGUUCAGGAUUAAGUCUGAACGAUUACGAGAUAACUUUCCCCCCGGAUCUCGACGUGAAAAUCAAGGCGGUUUUACUCGGCGCCUGUAUUUUAAUUGAAAUCAUAUACUUCGCGACAAGGUACAUUACUAUGAGCACGUCUCAAAUCGCAUAUGCGAGUUCGGACGUUUCGUACAUUCCUCAGUACCUUCGACCUGUUCCAUAUGCUCCGUCUACGUAUCCUAGACAACGAUGAAAGAGGACGACGUUGAUUGUAUCGCAAAUUGUGACUGAUCUAUUUCUCAAGAUCUAUGUUUCCGAUCUAUUUUUUGACGAUCGAUUUUUAUACUAAUAGACAAUAAAUGCAUAAUGUUUUUAACGAAUA
Molecule: messenger RNA, 2999 nt
Organism: Ceratina calcarata
Lineage: Eukaryota; Metazoa; Arthropoda; Insecta; Hymenoptera; Apidae
Product: phospholipid scramblase 3
Exons: 7
Coding region: 1995-2870 (291 amino acids)
Biological process (GO): plasma membrane phospholipid scrambling
Cellular component (GO): plasma membrane
Molecular function (GO): phospholipid scramblase activity
Source: RefSeq, a predicted model, not a curated record